This is a messenger RNA of Cebus imitator (Panamanian white-faced capuchin), 1952 nucleotides long. RefSeq names its product dnaJ homolog subfamily A member 1-like. NCBI's taxonomy places the organism in Eukaryota, Metazoa, Chordata, Mammalia, Primates, Cebidae. Gene Ontology annotation, molecular function: ATP binding; Hsp70 protein binding. The record is from RefSeq and is a predicted model, not a curated record. Gene Ontology annotation, biological process: response to heat; protein refolding. Gene Ontology annotation, cellular component: cytosol; cytoplasm.
UUUUCGAGGAACUUUCCAAAACGCUCGGUGAGAGGCGGAGGAGCGGUAGCUGUCCGAGCUGCGCACAGCUCUGCGCUCCUUCCCUGUCCUUCACACACCGACCUCAGCCCGCUCACCGGCAGUAGAAGAUGGUGAAAGAAACCACUUACUACGAUGUUUUGGGAGUCAAACCCAAUGCUACUCAGGAAGAAUUGAAAAAGGCUUAUAGGAAACUGGCCUUGAAGUACCACCCUGAUAAGAAUCCAAAUGAAGGAGAGAAGUUUAAACAGAUUUCUCAAGCUUACAAAGUUCUCUCUGAUGCAAAGAAAAGGGAAUCAUAUGACAAAGGAGGAGAACAGGCAAUUAAAGAGGGUGGAGCAGGAGGCGGUUUUGGCUCACCCGUGGACAUCUUUGGUAUGUUUUUUGGAGGAGGAGGAAGGAUGCAGAGAGGAAGGAGAGGUAAAAAUGCUGUACAUCAGCUCUCAGUAACCCUAGAAGACUUAUAUAAUGGUGCAACAAGAAAACUGGCUCUGCAGAAGAAUGUGAUUUGUGACAAAUGCGAAGGUAGAGGAGGUAAGUAAGGAGCAGUAGAGUGCUGUCCCAAUUGCCGAGGUACUGGAAUGCAAAUAAGAAUUCAUCAGAUAGGACCUGGAAUGGUUCAGCAAAGUCAGUCUGUGUGCAUGGAGUGCCAGGGCCAUGGGGAGCGGAUCAGUCCUAAAGAUAGAUGUAAAAGCUGCAAUGGAAGGAAGAUCGUUCGAGAGAAGAAGAUUCUAGAAGUUCAUAUUGACAAAGGCAUGAAAGAUGGCCAGAAGAUAACAUUCCAUGGUGAAGGAGACCAAGAACCAGGACUGGAGCCAGGAGAUAUAAUCAUCGAGUUGAAGGAGCAUGCUGUUUUUACUCGACGAGGAGAGGACCUUUUCAUGUGUAUGGACGUACAGCUCGUUGAAGCACUGUGUGGCUUCCAAAAGCCGCUAUCUACUCUUGACAACCGAACCAUAGUCAUCACCUCUCAUCCAGGUCAGAUUGUCAAGCAUGGAGAUAUCAAGUGUGUACUAAAUGAAGGCAUGCCAAUUUAUCAUAGACCAUUUGAAAAGGGUCGCCUAAUCAUCGAAUUUAAGGUAAACUUUCCUGAGAAUGGCUUUCUCUCUCCUGAUAAACUGUCUUUGCUGGAAAAACUCCUACCGGAGAGGAAGGAAGUGGAAGAGACUGAUGAGAUGGAUCAAGUAGAACUGGUGGACUUUGAUCCAAAUCAGGAAAGACGGCGCCAUUACAAUGGAGAAGCAUAUGAGGAUGAUGAACAUCAUCCCAGAGAUGGUGUUCAGUGUCAGACCUCUUAAUGGGCCAGUGAAUAACACUCACUGCUGGCAUUUUAUGUGCAGUAGUGAAUGAGUAAGCACUGUAAUCAUAAUAUGCACAGUACUUCCUCUUGUUUUUGUUUUAAUCAACUAUAGUAUUGUUUUAAAAAGUUAAAUGAAGAAUAAAGGCAAAUAUAAAAGCUCUGACUUUGCCCUGCAUGUAUGAUGACUUCAGUGUGCAAAAUGAAGUUUAAUACCUGUAAAAACUACUUUACAAAGAAGUUCCCCUAGCAUUGCUAGACCAAACCUUGUAAUUGACUUCAGCUAUGUAUGUGGACAACAUUAGACUGAAAUGCUAGGUGUAUGUAUUGGCUUCAGUGUAUGACCCUUCAUUGUUAAGCUAUGAAAGUAAAACUGUAUUUAACUGGCAAUAAGAAAAAAAAAAACUGUAGAGAAGUGUUGGUCUGUGUAGUUCUUGUAUUAAGUGGGAUUCAUCGUAAUGCCUCUGCAUUUAUUCUAUUGCCUCAACUGUUACUUGAAGAUGGCAUAAUAUAUAAUUUAUCCUGUGGUAUCAGUGAUAAAAAUGAUACCUUUCUGUAGGAGGGGUUUAUCAUAAUAUGCUGCUUCUUGAAGACUUGCACUUCCAAAAUUGUUUCCUUCUGCUGUGCCAUCCAUAUA